UGCGCUCAAUGGUUUGGUUAUUGAUAAUUAAUUAUUGCAACUAUUUUACAUAAAACAAAUAAGUGUCAAAUAAUUAUUCUAAUUCACAAUGAUUUUAUAACUUUACCACUAAUGAUUUCUGUUUUUUUAGUAAGACAAGUAGACUAAGUAUUUAAUUUGAAUUUUUAAAAAUAUUAAUUAUUUAAAAAAUGGGUCUAACUAGUGACAGUGAAACAGAAGUUGUUUAUAUAAAAUCAGAGAUUCCUGAAAUCGAAGAUGAAACUGAAAAAAUUGAUAAUGAUAAUAGUGCUCUGAAUCAAAAAGAUGAUCAUUGUAAGAUAAGUGAAAAUAAUGACGGUGGUACCGAUGGUGAUGAAGGUGAAAAUGAUAAUGAUGAUGAACCUGAUGAUGAUAUAAGUUUUUUUGAAAAAAAACAUUCAAAUUUAAAACAUAAAUGUACAUUUGAUGGUUGCGAUAGAUCAUUUAAAAAACCAUCACGGCUACUGUGGCAUCUUCGUCAACACACUGGAGAAAGACCUUACAAAUGUAAUUUUGAAAAAUGCAACAAGAGUUACACGACAUCAUCCCAUUUAAAACGACACUUAUUAAGUCACAAGUCCAUUCAUGAAGCUGUUGUUACAAUAAUUUUGUAUAGAUGCGGCUCAUGUAACUUGACAUUAAAAAGCCGUGAAAAUCUAGUAAAACAUUAUCGACGAGUGCACGGAAACAAAGACCGUUUGUCUUGUGAUGAAUGCAAAAUAAAUUUUCGUAAAAAAUACAGAUACGAUGAGCACAUGGCAUUUCACAAAGGCCAGUUGUUGAAGUGCAAGUACUGCGAGCGUGACUUUCAAAGCAUAUCUAGAUUACAUAGACACGAAAAGUCACACGGUGUCAAGUAUGAAUGCCCUAAGGCGAAUUGUAAUCUAAUAUUCGACACUUUCAUUCAAUUACGAAAACAUUCUAAGGAUCAUCCAAAAGAACAUAAAUGCAAUGUAUGUAAAAAAACUUUUUUACUUAAAAACCAGUGGAAAAGACAUUUAAAAACCCAUGAAGGAAAACUUAUCGCUUGUCCAUACGACGAGUGUAAUAAAAGUUACUGUCAUUCAAAUCAACUGAACUAUCAUAUUAGGACGAAGCACGAAAAGAAUGUACUGUUCGAAUGUGAUUUAUGUAAGAAAACAUUCACAUUUAAAUCGGUACUGAGCAAACAUAUACAAGCGAUUCAUGUAAAUGCAAAGGUGAAAGUAUAUAAAUCCGGUGAUGAAAGAAGGGAGAGACAUGAUGCUGGAGAACCUAUUCGAAGUAUGCCGUCAACAUUAGUAGGAGUUUUAUUGCCGCGUAAAAUAGAAAAUAUAAUAUUAAAUCGUAAGAGCAGCAUUGAAGUGUCAACUGAAGAUUUCGACUCCGUUGACGUUUAAAAAACUCUAAUUAAUGGCAGUAUUUAAAUCAUUAAUUUAUAUUUAAUAUUAUAAUUAUUUACAAAAUGUUUUAUUAAUAAUAAAUUUGUAUAAAAUGA
Molecule: messenger RNA, 1495 nt
Organism: Microplitis demolitor
Lineage: Eukaryota; Metazoa; Arthropoda; Insecta; Hymenoptera; Braconidae
Product: zinc finger protein 502-like
Exons: 4
Coding region: 189-1397 (402 amino acids)
Biological process (GO): regulation of transcription by RNA polymerase II
Cellular component (GO): nucleus
Molecular function (GO): DNA-binding transcription factor activity, RNA polymerase II-specific; RNA polymerase II transcription regulatory region sequence-specific DNA binding
Source: RefSeq, a predicted model, not a curated record